GCGCGGGGCCCCCCCCGGUGCCUCCCCCGAGGGGCUCGGCGGCUCCCCGGGAGCGGCACCCGCGUGUGGGCAGGGCGGGGAGCGCCCCCGGGCCGGCCUCUGCUGCGGGUAGUGGGGAGCUGGAGUAAGCGCCUACGCAGCCGAACGCAACCUUCUGUUGAACAUUUUGCAGGUUUACCAGGAAAACGUCAAGAUUUUGUGGAAGACAUUUGGAAUCAGCCGCUGCCGGCUGCGUUUCGAACCACAUACAUAUGGCUCUUUUCUUUCUACUGCAGGAGCAGCCUACUAAAGCAGAUAGACUGGUUCGACUGUCAAGGUGUGAAUCAUGGGAGAACAACUAUUAAACAACAGCAUCCUUGAUCAAUUUAUUAAUAGCCAUGAGCAGUCAUAUGAAGAGUUUCUAAAUACAUUCACUUAUCUUUUGAAAGAGGAAGCGGGGAAGACAAUUCCAGGUAGUAAAGUGGACUCCUUAAGAAAAACGUAUUCUACUUCUGAAUUACCAAACAGAAAUAAACAAGAUGUCUCACCUGGAAGAAGCAAAGAAAUCUGGGUGUCUCAUCCACCACAGAUGCCAAAUGAAAAUGAGACAGGGGCGAAUGGGAGCUGGAAGGCUGGUCACUCUGAUGGAAAUGAUGUCAGUCUGUCUGAAAGAGUGAAGCAGGUGGACAAGUACUUAGAUUUGGAAGAUACAGACACAGAUGAAGAGACAUGCAGUGCAGGGUCAUUAGUUCUCCCAGGAGAGGUGGAACAGCCAGUGACUUAUUGUAUACCCAGUUUUGACAAGCCUACUCAACUGAAGUUCAGACCCUUGUCAGUUCCACAGCCAUCGGAUAGCAAAGCCCAAGAGGUCGGCAUCUGGGAUGAUUUGUAUGCUUCAGCAUCUGUUGAAGCCAAUCUACUAGGGGAUGACGUUCAUCCAUUCUCGCUUGAUGAAGAAUUUGAUUAUGACAAUGUGGCACUGACCCCUAAGUUCUCUGAAGCUGAGCUGAAGGCCAUUGUAGAAUUGUCUGAAGAGAAGAAAACCGGGACAGAUGUCAAGUCAGCACAAGCUGAAGAUUGAGUCAAAGUCAUUCUGUGCAGUGCUCCUGAAAUAACCAUUUUUAGGGGGUAAAGCUUCACUGUACCCUUAUUUAGAGUUUUUAUCUGUAUGGCCAGUACAUGACAUUCUUGAGAUUUUUUUGUUUGUUCUACCAAGAUGCCUUGGAGCCUGAGGUUGCCUUUUCCUGUACCUUCUCCUAGUCCUCCUGAAAACACAGAAUAGGAAGAUAGUGCUUGUCCAGAGUUGCUUGUAUAGGAGCCCUUUAGCCAUAGAGGAAGUAUUUCCAUCCUUUUUAUAUGUCUGUACACCGGUUUGCUUAGGCAUUCAGGCUGAUUGAGGAGGUCUGUAUUUGUCCCUAAACCCAAUGGUAUUUUUGUAUAGAUCAGUGACCUUUAAUAUUUUUAGGCCCCAGCCAUCGGGUACUUUGUUGUUUUCCAGGUGGUACAAGGGAGCUGGAAGCAUGUCAUAAAUUCCCUUUUGUAGAAAAAUUCUGGAGCAGAGUAAAUCCUGUAUUGGCUCAGGCUAGGUGUGCUGGAGUAAUUACUUCCUAGGACCAAAACAUGCUGGUGGAAUUCAGAAUGGCAUUAUGACUACUCUUGCUAAUAGUUGGUAUUGACUCAGUUUCUGACUAGUGCAAAGCUAGUCCUAAGCUGCCUUUUACCUGAUUCUUUCAGUAAUGCAAAUAAGAGCUUUUUACAGCUGACAAAUGAGUCUAUAAACUCUUUCCCUAUAUUUACAAGACUUAAAUAUGCAGAGUUAUAUGAGUGAAUAAAUCUGAGAAUAUUGUGGUUUUUUUCUGUCUCUUGAAUUACUUUAGUUCUGCAGAGAAGUAAAUAUUCCUGUUUCCAGUAAACUUUUUGAGUUGAUCAAAUUUGACGUGGUGCAACUCCUAACAAUUAAAACAUGAACUGCUGCAAUAAGUCUUCCACACAGAGGAAAAAUUAGUGAUCUCAUCCAUUAAAGGAAUUGGCAUUGAAAGGCUGUCAGAUAUUACAUUUUAUUACGGGAGAUGAUUCCAAAUACCAGCUUAUGGCUUGCAUUCAGCAUCACUGAAAUACGGCAAACUCUGGAGUUGAGUAAAGUCACGUAGUAUGGGUUAGGGGAGAAGCAUGUGCAUCUCUGACACAAGGUAGUAUGUACUCUUGCUAGGAGGUGUUUAGAACUCAUUUUUGUCAGCUUCCUGUAGCAGCUUUGCUCUUGAGGCUUGGUUUAACAUCACAACACUGAAUCGUAUUAUUGGUCAUUUUCUGGUAUAACUGCAUUAGCUAAAGUUUAUUGACCAACAUUUUGUCCUUGGCCUAUCUCCAUUAUUUCUGAAGUGGGUGAUUAACAUGAUGAAUAUGGGAAGAGUGCCUGAGCAGACAGACUAGAGACCAAACCACAAGUUGUUUAAAGGCUCUGGAUGAAUUCCCUGUGGCUGGUUGGCAGCUCUGUUGUCAGAAAUUUAUAAAAGCAAAGAAAGGUGCUUUGAUGCUCCAAAAGACAUUUUUCUGGAUCAGUAAUUUCAUAGACCAUAAUCACACAUCACUGAAAUCUGAAUAACAUUUGUUUUUAGGAAUGGUAUUUACCUCAAUUAGGGGGAUAUAAUUUGACAGUGAGAUUAACAAAAAACAGAGAAGAAAAUGGUCUCAGACAAGAUGCUUAAGGAGAAUGAUAUCAAACUACAAGUGUGUUGUAUAGAAAAACUGGUCUGUAUAGGACCUUGCUGGUAGAAUGUAGUGAGAAAUUUAUUUUUAAUGUGUAUGCUCAAAAGGAUGCCCGUGCUGUAGUUAAACCAGGUUUUCAUGCAAUUGGUUGUACAGCAGGUUCUGCUGUUUGGAAAACUUUUUUAUUUUUUUUAAAAUGUGAAUUCAUUUGAAUUCAAUGGAGUGUUUUGUUGAACCCAAGAUAUUUUGAAUUAAUUGCUUCAGAUCCAACUGGAAUUUUCUAGUGAAACAUUCAGCUAAAAAUUCCUGAACAAAUUUAAUUAUUAAUUCAUCUUCUGGAAGACACAGAUAAUGUCUGUAAAUGGGAGGGGUAAGAAGUAUGUUCUGGAAGAGCUCCAUGAGCAAAUCUGGGAGGAAGAAAUUGAGAACUGCUGUACAAAGAUAGCAAGGUCAGCCUUUGAAAGCCUCAACAGAAGAAUAAGGGAGGCAACUUCAUUAACAUAUGUAUGUAUAGCAAAGAUAAAGUAAGGAACCUUCAGUCUAAGAGACCUCUGUGUACAGAGUUUGCUAUUUUGCAGACAAAGAAUCAGCCUUAAAUAAAGGUGAACUUUCUGUGGGUUUGUGGGAUGAUGAAUUCAGCACUUCUUUUGGGGUAUUUUUUUUAGAAAGGCAUGAGACACACAAACUGUAGAUCAGUCCUGCCAGAAUCUUAUUGCCAGUAGAGUGAAUGAGAAAACUUGUCCAGGGGUUCAUAAUGAUCUUCAGGCCAAAUCAGCUCUGGAAUCUCUAAGUGCAUUUUCUAUUCAUUUCAUUAUCAAUUUUCCCCUGUCCAUUAGGGAUACAUCCAGCCAUUCAGUUCCUUCUCUCAUAAGCAGAUGAUUCUCUUACCAAAUGUUCAGAGUAUCUAUUAUGCUCCAUAAGUGUCAUUCAGUAUAGUCAUUAUAUGGUUUGGUUUGAUAUAAAGAAACGCUUUGCUGCAGAAUAUUCAACAAAAUUGGAACUCUUUAGUGACAUCCAUCUUAUGCAGAGAAAUGGGGAUAAUUCACUUACAUUUACACCACUCAUGAGUUAGGUGUUUGCUCUUUGUUAACAGAGAUGAAUAUCUCAGUGGAGAUUAGGCAACCUAGGCUACAUUUUCUGAACAUGACAUUUUAUGGGCCUGCCCUGCAGUUGUUUUUGGCUUGUACCUUUCAUUUGAUUAUCCUUCACAGAGGAAGCAUAUUUUCCUCUUCUCCAUUACCAGGUUGUCAUUUUUAAGGAUAUACUUUAUGUGCAUGUUAAAUUUUAUACAUGUGCAUGGAGUUAGUUACCUGGAAUUGUUUCAGUGUUUGCGAGGUGAUCUGGAGUCUGAAUAAUGUAUACCUUGUCCUCUUGUAGCUUGUAUUUUCUUUAAUAUUUAAUACUUUUAGCAGGGGUUGGUGAGGGACAUUCACUUUUUCUAUUUAUGGUCUUUUCUAAACAUUUUUCCUGUUUUCCAAAAGAAUUAAAGGCAGAACUCAUGCAUGGAACAGGAGGUUUCAAGUGCUACCUGGAGUUGACGUAGGGGCUGCUGCAGUAAGGAAUACAAUUUUCUCACUACCACACUGACAAAGAUUUUGAACUGCAAGAUUGCUGAUUUUGCGUGAACCCGCUGGAAGGGAAGGCUGUGAGAUGCGUCUCUAUAAUCCCUCUGUAUUUGUGGCUACCUUGAUGGCUAAAGUGUAAUAGAGAUACACAUCCAUAUCAGUCAGUAGCUCAUCUGUAUGAAACUUGUUGCUUACUUGAGUGUUACCAGAAGGACACUGACUGUUUCUUUCCACAGUCUUAACAGAUCCUGAGUUACGGGGAGGAAGGACAUGAGUUUUACGGGAAGUGUAGUAGCCCUUCCACUGGGGCAGGCAUCUGAAGGGUUUUUUCCUUGGCUGACAGGCUUUGAUAUUAUUAAUACUCAGAGUUACUCUUUGUGGGUGUAAAAGGAAGAGUAAUUAUUUUCUGAGAUAAUAAUAGUUGUGAAAGAAUAAGACAAAAAUUGAAGAAAUGAAAAGAGAUGCAGACAAAUCUGACUCAGACAUUGUUAUGGCUCUAAAUAUAUUUCUAUUAAUGCACAAAGGUAUCCUUAUAUACACUUGUGUACACACAGUGCCACUGAAAGAAAAUAAUUUUAGUAUGGAGAGUACUCACCAGUUAAUUCAGAACCUUUUGAAGAAGAUGGCAUGGAAACAAAUCCCCGCUCUUCCGGAAAAGACCCUUUGAUCCUCUGGCCUUGAUUUUCUGCUGCUAUAAACUGGCAGAACUCCACUGAGGCCAUUUGUAUUCAUUCAGAGCAGACAGGACCCUGGUAUUUACAGUCUUAGCUGAAAGAAUACGGAGCCAAAUCAAUUCCUCAUUUAACUUUACUGAAUAGAUAGCUAUGUAUGUGACCCAUUAUCAUUAUGGGAAAAUAUUUAAAUGCAGAGCCAAUGCAAAUGAAAUGUGAAAAACAUAUCUUUAACUGUUCAGUUACUGAUUUUACAUGGGUCAUUUUGGAACUUCUGUAGUGUUGUAUGCUCAGAGUAUUGCUUUUUGCUUUAUCAAAAAUAUCGCAUACAUUUUCAAGCCAUGAAACUUGAUUGCAUACAUAACUAGUAAAGAUUCCCACCUCCUUUAAAGUGUUUUUUCCCUCUGUGUCUUGGGCAAGGAUUGGAAGUGGACUUUGCUUUAUCUUGGAAUUGUUUUGAAAAGAUCUGACAUUCCUUGUAAAAAACUUUCUUGUAAAGACGGACUCUCUCAGUGAUGCAACACUAAAUGCAGAAAUAAAAAUAGGACCAAAUUCCGAGUUAUUCAGCAACUUCAUGUAUGUCAUGGUGUGGCUAAAGAGCCACUUGGUGUCAAAGUGUCUGCAGGCUGAUUUGUAUCCUGAUGUCUUCUACCUUCAGUUUUACUGGGGAGUCUAAGCAGUGGCUUGGUCCUGCCUGGGUAUGAAUUCUUACAGUCCUGCAAGAUAAUUCAGUUACGCUGACCAAAGAAGCUGAACCAGCAAGCUUGUACCAGGGCUCCACGCACACUCCAACCUGCUGAAUAAUUUAGCUGAGUGUGGCUGUCCCCAUUCAGUGGGGAUUUGCGUGACAACCCUCGUGACUGUGAUACUCCUGAAGACAUGCAAUGGAGAAGUGAUGACGGACAAGGGUUGGGGCAGACAUUCAUUAGACCCUGUGUCCUUUCUGGGGCUGUGGCCUCGUCAUGUUCAAGCCACCCAGCAAAGCGAGGAAGCCAGUGCUCAGGGUCCUCGCUGGGCUCAGGAGCAAGCUCCCGCACCGCAGAGCUGGGCGCUGCCGCAGCCAAGGGCAUUCCCACUGCCGCCUGCUUUCUUGUGGUGAGGUGGCAGUUAGCACAGGUGGGUGCGAGGUGACACACGUGUCCCAGGCUCUUCAGACGGAUGUGCCUCUCACUGGCUGCCUGUGGCACCUUGGCCUUGGGCACCUGCAGUUCUCCCAGCUGCUAAAUGUCUGCCCAUCCCUUGGGAAAAUAAGACAGAGAGUUUUCUCUGAAAUGGUGUUAAGUUGUAGAACAUCUCAAAAGAUGGUGAGUUUUGUAAAUUGGCGAUUGCUGGCUGUUGAAGGUGUCACCUUAUGUUUUGCUGUCAAGGUACCGUAAGCCACCGUUGCAGGUGUAUGAGCAGUGAAAUGCCAUAGAGUGGGACUGGAGAUCGUUUUAGUGCUUGUUUAUGACGUUUGCCAGAAGAAAAGCAAGUGUUAAAAGGUACUGUCAUUUUUAUAGACAGGCUACUUUAUUUGCAAUUUCAGUGCCCCACAGUUAAAAUGGAAAUCAAUUUUAAUGCCUUAGGAAAAUGCAGAAAUAUUUCUCUCAUUUACAGCACUUCCAAAAAGGACAGAUAGUAAAAUUCCUCUGAUUAACAAUCUAUAAUUUUAUGUGCUCUGUGGUCUCUUGUUCAGUACAUUUAUCUGCAUAAACGUUUCAAAAUAAUAAGCAAAGAUAGAUCUGAACAAAAUCCCUAAAUCUAACUUCACACUGAAUGUCAGGUUGUAGAAAUUCUCUCUAUAUAUUCCAAGCCCUCUUUGAUCUGAAUAUUCCCAUAGAUAUGGGGAAGUAGGUACUCUGCUCUUAAAAUCUUUAUCCAAACAUUUCUCAAGCAACCACUUAGUACCCAUCUGGACUAAAAAAACAGUCAAGCAGUGAAGGACCUGGCCCAUAUAAAAAGAACUUAUGGAAUAUGAAGACUGGAAUAACUGCACUCUGUAGGAGGAUAAUGGAUAAAAGGACUCUAAAGACAGUAGAAUUAAAUGGCAAAUGAUAUUUUGCUAGAGAGUGAACCAUAUUAAAAUAUUCUGUUGACUUCAUACAAUUCUUGAGAACCUUUGAAUGCCCAACUCAAAGAUUAGUGUAAUCAUUUUGUGAUUCAUGUGGAUUUACAAGAGAGUUAUCUCUUGAGCCAUUAAAAUGAGAUUAAGAAUUGUGUCACAUUCUUCAGUGUGUUUUGUGGCAGUGCUAACACCAUAAAUUAAGGCUUUAGCCUCAUUCUAUCAUAUGUUACAACAGAGUUUGUUCUUUUGUGGCUCUUGUGGUUGAGGAGUCUGGUGGCACAGUUUCUGGAGCACAGGUGUGUACUUGUAGCAAGUAAGCCUUAAGUUUAAUAAGUUUGCUUAAAUCCAUCUGUUUUUCUGUCCCUAUGUAUAAAACUUUGUAAUAUGCAAUAUGAUAUGCAUAAUUCUUAGAAAGCAGGAAGUGUCAUUUAUUGUGUUGCUUAUGCUCCUCGCAGUAAUUUAGCUGGAGGACAGAUUCUACCGACUACUUGGAAGCAUUGAUUCUGCCAUUUAGAUUUGCUGCAGAUUGCACAUUUGUUCUUUGAGAGAGAUAUGUUGAAAUGCAUUUUUUUUCAUCCUCUUUUCCUUAUUUUUGUUUUUGUCAGAUUUGCAACUAGCUUUCCUAAACUUGACAAGACGCUACAUUAAUUCGAUGAGCUACUUUCCUGCUGGAUAAAAUUUUAAAGUAAAAAAGAUGGAAGGCUGGAGUCUGGGCCAGGAAACAUCAAAGCACCAUUAGAAUUUCAUGCACAAGCUUAGCAUUUGCAAAACUUUCAAAAACAAACAAUCAGGAAAACACAAAUAAUGGUCAGCCUGCUUACUGAGUGAAAAUUUAAUUCCAAAUUGCCUUUGUUUAAGUCAGUUGCUUACACUUCAGCUCCUCUGCCCACCAAGGAUUCUGUUAGCUAACAUAUUUCAAAAUUCAGACUGUCAAAAAUACUGACAGCUCGUACUAGCAGAAUAGCAUUUCCCGGAACAAAAUUGUGAUCCAUUUAAGGCUCUUUGUUUGGGGUUUUGAAAUACUUCCUGAAUUCCACAGAUUUAUUUGCUAUUCAUGAACAUUAAUAAAGUAUACUACACAAAAAAUAAUGGCCCAGAGGAUAUCUUUCUGCUGAGAGCAGGAAGAAUCAAGCUAGUGGGAAGAGAGGUUGGCUGAGCAGACAAAUAUUGCCUGUGCACUGAAUGUGAUGAUUGAUGUCUUGCUUUUGAUUCUUUUGCAAUAUUUGUACGAGAAUUUUGGUUGCCAAAAGAGCUGGUUGAAUAACACUCCUCCCCACCCCCAACCUAUGGAUAUGAAUGUGCUGGUAAACAAGCUAUCCAAAUUCAGUUGGCUAUUAUUCCAAAGGUAGUAUUAUUCAUUAUGGGGUGUUUUUUACAAGGUUCUUGCAACUGAAAGU
This is a messenger RNA of Athene cunicularia (burrowing owl), 8362 nucleotides long. It is a transcript of the gene IFTAP, whose product is annotated as chromosome 5 C11orf74 homolog. The transcript is spliced from 8 exons. Gene Ontology annotation, biological process: spermatogenesis; acrosome reaction. The record is from RefSeq and is a predicted model, not a curated record. Gene Ontology annotation, molecular function: intraciliary transport particle A binding. The coding region runs from base 326 to 1060 and encodes 244 amino acids. Gene Ontology annotation, cellular component: 9+0 non-motile cilium; cytosol. NCBI's taxonomy places the organism in Eukaryota, Metazoa, Chordata, Aves, Strigiformes, Strigidae.